UUGGUGGGCGCCAUUGGGCUUCUGCGUUUUCCUGGGCUGCAGCGGGCGGGAUGGCGGAGGAGGCGGCGGUGGCGGUGUGCGUGCGGGUGCGGCCGCUCAACAGCAGAGAAGAAGAACUUGGAGAAGCCGCCCAUGUGUACUGGAAGACCGACAACAAUGCUAUUUAUCAGAGUGAUGGGGGGAAAUCCUUCAAUUUUGAUCGUGUCUUUCACAGUAAUGAAACCACUAAAAACGUGUAUGAAGAAAUCGCAGUACCAAUCAUCAAUUCUGCUAUACAAGGCUACAAUGGUACUAUAUUUGCUUACGGGCAAACUGCAUCGGGAAAAACACAUACUAUGAUGGGUUCCGAAGACUGUUUGGGAGUUAUACCCAGAGCCAUUCAUGACAUUUUCCAGAGGAUUAAGAAGUUUCCUGAGAGAGAAUUUCUCCUACGGGUGUCUUACAUGGAGAUCUACAAUGAAACCAUUACAGACUUACUCUGUAAUGCUCAAAAAAUGAAACCUUUGAUAAUUCGGGAAGACAUCAACAGGAAUGUCUAUGUUGCCGAUCUUACAGAAGAAGUGGUUUACACCGCAGAAAUGGCCUUGAAGUGGAUCACAACCGGCGAGAAGAACCGGCAUUAUGGAAUAACCAAAAUGAACCAGAGAAGCAGUCGUUCUCACACGAUUUUCAGGAUGAUUUUGGAAAGCAGAGAAAACGGUGAAUCUUCUAAUUGUGACGGGUCUAUCAAGGUGUCGCAUUUAAAUUUGGUUGAUCUUGCGGGCAGUGAACGAGCUGCUCAAACAGGAGCUGAAGGUGUGCGACUCAAGGAAGGCUGUAAUAUAAAUCGGAGUUUGUUUAUUUUGGGACAAGUGAUUAAGAAACUUAGUGAUGGACAAGUUGGUGGUUUCAUAAAUUACCGAGAUAGCAAAUUAACACGAAUUCUUCAGAAUUCCUUGGGAGGAAAUGCGAAAACACGUAUCAUCUGCACAAUCACUCCAGUAUCCUUGGAUGAAACCCUAACCACUCUCCAGUUUGCUAGCACUGCUAAAUAUAUGAAGAAUACUCCCUAUGUUAAUGAGGUGUCAAAUGAUGAAGCUCUCUUGAAAAGAUACAGAAAAGAAAUAGUGGACCUUAAAAAACAACUAGAGGAGGUAAAUACAAAGACUCGGGCACAGGAAAUGGAAAAGGAUCAACUGGCCCAGCUCCUGGAUGAAAAAGACUUGCUUCAGAAAGUGCAGGAUGAGAAAAUCCAGAACCUGAAGCGGAUGCUGGUGACGUCGUCUUCUAUUGCAUUGCAGCAGGAGCUGAAGGUUAAAAAGAAGCGAAGAGUUACUUGGUGCUAUGGCAAAAUUAACAAAAUGAAGAAUUCAAACUACGUCAAUGAAUUUCAAGUCCCAACAAACGUAACAACAAGAGCACACAAAACUUCUGUGACUCUUUUGAGAGAAAACUCUCUGAUGAGGUUAGGAGAGAAUGAUGAAUCACUCUCGUUUGAGUCUGAUGUGUUCAGUAACACUCUCGAUCCGUUGCCUGAGGUAGAGUGGAAUGCAGCAACAAAGCUGCUAAGCGAGGAAAACUUAGAAAGUGAGUUGAGCUCAGUUCAUGCUCAAUAUGAUGACCUAGUACUAGACUAUGAGCAGCUAAGAAGAGAAAAUGAAGAACUGAAAUUGAAAUUAAAGGAAAAAAAUGACUUAGAGGAAUUUGAGGCGCUAGAACGAAAAGCAGAGAAAGAUCAAGAGAUGCAACUAAUUCAUGAAAUUUCCAACUUAAAGAAUUUAGUUAAACAUGCAGAAGUAUAUAAUCAAGAUCUUGAGAAUGAACUAAGUUCAAAAGUGGAGCUUCUUAAAGAAAAAGAGGAUCAGAUUAAGGACCUGCAGAAAUACAUAGAUGCCCAGAAGUCAGAAAAGAUGAAAAUAGACUUGUCAUACUCUUUGGAACCCACUGAAGACCUGAAACAUGUGAUGCAAACGUUGUCUGAUAUGGACACUGUGGCCCUUGAUGCCAAGAGAGAGUCGGCCUUCCUUAGAAGUGAAAAUCUUAAGCUGAAGGAGAAAAUUAAUGAACUUUCAGAUUCUUGUAAGCAAAUGGAAAAUGACAUUCAGGUGUAUCAGCGCCAGCUGGAGGCAAAAAAGAAAAUGCAAGUUGAUCUAGAUAAGGAAUUGCAGUUUGCUUUUCAAGAAAUAUCAAAACUCACUGCCCUGGUAGACGGCAAAGGUUUGCUGUCAUAUUUGGAACUGGAAAAAAGGAUUACUGAUCUCCAAAGAGAACUGAAUAAAGAAGCUGAAGAAAAAGAAACUUUGCGAAAAGAAGUUAGCUUGCUCUCCGAGUUGAAGUCUUUACCCUCUGAGGUGGAAACGCUGAGGAAAGAGCUGCAUGAGAAAUCUGAAGAGCUCUGUUUAAUAACUGCAGAAAGAGAAAACUUAUUUUCUGAAGUAGCUCAUAGAGACAGUAGAAUUCAAGGCUUACUUGAAGAAAUUGGAAAUGCUAAAGAUGACCUUGCAGCUUCCCAGCUGAAUUACGAAAGCAGAGAUGAAGCAUGCCAAACAUUGAAAACCCUUCACAUGGAACUUGAGCAAAAAUAUGAAGUGCUCUUGGAAGAGAAGGAGAGGAUGAAGCAGGAAAUAGGAACUCUCUCUAAAGAAGCAGAAAACCUUGGUUUAAGUUUGGAUUCCUUGAAGGCCGAGCUUUCUCACAAGACUCAAGAGCUUCAGCAGAAAACCAGCGAGGGCCAAGAAAGGUUAAGUCAAAUGGCGGAGCUGAGAGAGGAGUUGGAAAGCAGAGACUCAAGCCUGCAGUCUGCAGAGAAGGAGAGGGCACUGCUCACUGAGAGGCUUCAGCAAACCUUGGAAGAAGUAAGAGCCUUAACCCAAGAAAAGGAAGACCUGAAGCAACUCCAAGCAAGCCUGCAAACGGAGAGGGACCAACUCCGAAGUGACAUUCAGGACACUGUGAACAUGAAUGUAGAUACUCAAGAACAGUUACUAAAUGCUCUUGAGUCUUUGAAACAGCACCAAGAAACAAUUAGCAUGCUGAAGAUGAAAGCUGCUGAGGAAGUGUCCGAGAAUUUGCAUAUAAAGGACAGGGGAGGAAGUAGAGAUGAAGUUCAGCAGAAGAUGGAUGGCACAGAUGAAGAACAGAGUCUGCCUGCUGAAAACGCCCCGACAUUGAUUGCAGGUGAUAAUGAUAAUGAAGUCACAGAGGAACAGAGGAAAAUACACUCUCUACUGCAGGAGAAUAGUGGACUCCAGCAAACAUUGGAAAGUAUUAUUGCAGAAAAGGAACAAUUGAAGAUGGACCUAAAGGAAAAUAUCGAGAUGACUAUUGAAAACCAGGAGGAAUUAAGACUUCUUAGAGAUGAACUCAAAAGGCAGCAAGAGAUAGCUGCACGGGAGAAGGACGAGGCCACCAGGAAGAGCGAGGAGCUCUCCAGGGCGUGGGAGAGAUUAGCAGGAGUAGAGGGAGAGUUAAAGGAAAAGAACCAGAAACUCCAAGAAAAACAGCAGCUACUUCUUAGUACACAAGAAGAUGUGAGUAGGAUGCAGGAAAAGAUGACUGAAAUGGAGAGCUUAAAGAAUGAAUUUAAGAACCAAGGAUUGGCAUUGGAGCGCAUGGAAACAGAGAAACUUCAUGAUAAUUGUGAGAAGAUGAAAUCUAUAACCGAAGAAAGAAAUGAUCUAAAGGAAUUGCAGGAAGCAUUUGAAAUUGAAAAAAGACAACUUAAAGAAUAUGCUACGGGCCUACAAACAGAACUAAACAUUGCUCACACACAUCUGAAAGAGCACCAAGAAAUCAUCGACAGGCUAAGAAGCGUUUCUGAGAAAGAAGAUGAAAUAGCAAGCACUCGGGACACAGACAAGGCCAAUGCCGAACUGCAAGGAAAGAUCCCAGAGCUCCAAGAACAAGAGCUGCUUCCUAAUGUGAAAGAAGUCAGAGAGAUUCCAGGAAAAGUGAAUGAACUGAAGCCAUUGGAAGAACACUCCAGAACACUGGAUUCAGAGCCACCAGAGAACAUAGAAAGACUUGGGCUGACUGAGAAACUUCAGGAAGAGAUCAGAUGUCUCACUAAAGAGAGGGACGAUCUGAAAAUGGCACUAGAAGCACUUCAUGUCGAAUGUGCCCAGCUGAGAGAAGAUGCCAGGAAAGCUUUGGCUAAAUGUCUAGAAACUGAAGAGGAACUUAACAUUGCUCAUUGUUGCCUGAAAGAGCAAGAGAAAAAAAUUGACACACUAGGAGUGAGCCUCUCCCAGAAGGACAUUGAGCUGUCAAGUAUUCGUGUGCAGCUAGAGUCGGCCACUGAUGAACUAGAGAGAAAGGUUCAAGAACUUGAUGAGAAACAGGAACAACUUAAUAUAAAGGAAACUAGUGAGUCUCAAGAGAAAAUGAAAGAACUAGACAAAGUCAAGGCACUUCUCCUAGCCAAGGACUCAGCACUACAAAGAAUGGAAAGUGACAGGCUCCAGUUGACUAAACAAGUAGAAGAAAGUCAAGAGGAAGUAAAAAUUCUAAUUAAGGAAAGAGAUGAACUGAGAAGAACACGAGAGGCUCUUCAUGUGGAAAUCGAACAACAGAAAGAAAACAUUAAAGAAAUUGGUGCUCAGCUCCAAGAACUUCAGGACAAAGAGCAUGAAUGUCUUGCAAUGGAGACUAUUAAUGAAACUCAAGGAAAUAGAUGUGAAGUGGAAUGCUUGAGUAAGCAGUUGGAGGACCAGAAGUCAAAGCUGGAGAGGGUGGAAAUGCAGAAUGUAAACUUGACUCAAAGACUUCAUGAAACCCUUGAAGAAAUGGGAUCUGUAGCAAAAGAACGAGAUGAGCUUAAGAGUGUGGAAGAGCGUCUCACACUAGAGAGAGACCAGCUGAAGGAAAGCCUUAAAGAGACAGUAACUAGAGGUCUGGAAAAAGAGGAGGAGCUGAGAGUUGCUUGUGAGCAUCUGCAGGAGCACCAGGAGACUAUCAGCAAGCUCAGGGAGAGUGUGUCUGAUAAGGCAGAGGAAAUAUCACGUGUUCAAGGGGACUUAGUACAUACACAUGCUACGCUAGAAACACAGAGCCAAGAACUCCAGGAAAAAGCACAUCAACUUUCUCAAGUGAAAGCUGAGCUCAGGGAAAGUAUGGAUCAAAUGGAGCAAUUGAAGAAGCAGCUAGAAGCCCAGAAUUCAGCUCUGGAGAACAUAGAAAUAGAGAAGUUAAAAUUGACUCAACAAGUUUAUGAAAACCUUGAAGAAAUACGACUUGUUACUAAGGAAAAUGAUGACCUAAAAAUUAUGGAUGAAGCCCUCAGAGUACAGCGAGACGAACUGAGGAAGAGUCUUCAACAACUGGAAGCAAGUGAUCUAGAAAAGGAAGAGAAACUAAGAAUUGUUCACAUGGAUCUGAAAGAGCACCAAGAAACUAUUGACAAACUCAGAGGGAUUGUGUCCAAGAAGACAGAUGAAGUGUCAAAUAUGAAAAUGGAAUUGGAAGAUGCAAAUAUUAAAUUACAAGAAAAGAUUCAGGAACUUAAGGCAAAUGAACUUCAACUUCUUAAGUUGAAAGAAGAUGCCAGUAAAACACAGAAGCAGCUCAAUGAGCAGGGGUUAACUCUGAGUAAGAUAGAGAUGGAGAAUUUAAACCUGGCUCAGAAGCUUCACGAAAGCCUCGAGGAAAUGAAAUCUGUAAUAAAAGAAAGAGACACUCUAAAGAGAAUUGAGGAAAUGCUCAGGAUGGAGAAAGACCAGCUCAAGGAAAGCCUAAGGGACACCAUGGGAAAGGACCAUCAGAACCAUGCAAAGAGGUUACUAGAUGAUGGAGAACAACACAGUAUAGAACACCUUCAUGAAAAGUGCCUCAGGAUAAAAGAGCUCCUGAAAAGAUACUCAGAAAUGGGUAAUGAUUAUGAGUGCUUGAAUCAGUUCUCUCUUGACUUCGAGAAGGAAAUUAAAACCCAAAAAGAGCUGGCAAUUACUGUAAAAGCAAAGCUCUCACUUCCAUACUCACAAACCAAAGAGAUUAAAAAGCUUCUUGCUGAACACCAGAGAUGUUCCAUGGAAUUCAACAGAAUCCUGAAGAAACUUAAGUACGUGUUGACCUACAUUACUCGGCUGAAGGGAGAACAGCAUGAGGUCAUCAGUAAUGUCGAAAUGGCUGUCGUCCAGGAGGUGGAAAAGCAGAAUAAACUUCAGAUUAAAAUGCGGAGCUUUCAACAGGCUUAUGAUAUUCCAUCCAAAGACUUAGAGAACCUCAGACUGAGCCAGGAUAUGGACCGCCAUAUUGGGGAGAUUCUUAAAGAUUUUUCAGAAAAUGACUUCCCCACCAUAAAAACAGAAUUCCAACAAGUACUAAGUAAUAGCAAAGAAAUGACUCAGUUUUUGGAACGAUGGCUGAAUGCUCCUUUUGAUGCAGAGAAACUUAAAAGUGGCAUCCAAAAAGAAAACAAAAGCAUUUGCCACGUGAAUAACCUCUACAAUAGCAAAGUAACUGCCAUGAUAAAUGAGUCAGCAGAGUUUGAAGAAGGAAGUGCUGCCAGAUCCAAAGAAUUGGAACAUUACCUGAAAUCACUGAAAGAAAAGACUGAACAACUAUCUAAAGACUACCAGACUGUGACUGUCUCCCAGUCUGCUGCCCAGGUUUAUCCUACUCCACAUUCUUCUACAGAGGAUGGUAAAAAUCCUCAUGUCACGUCAGUAGGUGAACAACUAACAUCAGAGAAAAUUCGGGAGCUGGAAGCCUCUUUACGGGAAGCUAGAGAGAGUGCCAUCCGUAAGGAAGGCCAGAUGGCAGCGGUGCAGAAAGAACUGGCAGCAACCAGGGCCUUCGUAGCAGAACUCCAGAGCCAAGUUCAUGAAUCAAACAAGUGCCUUGAAAACACACGAGCAAAGGUACAAACACUUCAGGACAAAGUUGCCUUAGGAGCUCUGCCCUAUAAAGAAGAAAUUGAGGAUCUCAAAAUGCAGCUGGUGAAGAUUGACCUAGAAAAGAAGGAAAAUGCCAAGGAAUUUGAAGUAGAAGUUCGCUCUAUAAAAGCCACUGUUGAACAUCAAAAAGAAGUGAUAAGGCAGCUGAGAGAAAAUCUUAGAAGAAAUCAACAAGCCCAGGAUACCUCAAUGAUAUCAGAACAUGACUCUCAGCCUUUGCGUAAACCUUUAACCUGUGGAGGUGGCAGUGGUAUUGUACAAAGCACCAAAGCUCUUAUUUUGAAAAGUGAAUAUAUAAGGAUGGAAAAUGAAAUUUCUAAGUUAAAGCAGCAAAAUGAACAGCUAAUAAAGCAAAAGAAUCAACUACUAAGUGAAAACCCUCAGUUCUCCAAGGAGUUUAAAACCUGGAAGGAAGGAAGCCUUAAAAAAGACACUUACAGAGAAGCAGCUCGUGAGAAUUCUCCAAAGUCUCCUAAAGUGACUGGGGCAGAUUCUAAAAGGAGACAGCACACACCUUCUCGGUGCAGGGAACGGAAGUUGCAGGAUCCUGUGCCAAAAGAGUCACCGAAAUCCUGGUUUUUUGAUAACCGGUCAAAGUCUUUACCAGCACCCCAUCCGAUUCGCUAUUUUGAUAACUCCAGUUUAGGACUGUGCCCAGAGGAGCCAGCUGCUGAAGUAGAGAAUGUGGAUCCUAGGGCAGACCUUUGUCAGCCCUCCUCAGGAAGAGAUGGGCCCGAGUGCAAAAUGCAGUAGAUGCCCCACCCACAGCAUCCUUUGGAAUGGCUUUCUUCAUGUGUCUACUUCAUGUGACAGUGAUGUUGCAGUCCAACUUAAUAUCAGCCUAAUUUUCACUCUGCCAUUAUAAUUAGAAGAUGGAGGAACAAGAAACUAAUUUAUUCCAGUUAUUUAGAAUAAUGAUACAGUACCUUCUGCUUGUAUUUGUGAUACUCCCAAAAAUUGGACUGUUUUAUUUAUUUUUAUAUAUUGAAAGAAUAAAGUUCUUAAAUCUUCAGGCUUUCCA
Molecule: messenger RNA, 7893 nt
Organism: Peromyscus californicus insignis
Lineage: Eukaryota; Metazoa; Chordata; Mammalia; Rodentia; Cricetidae
Gene: Cenpe
Product: centromere protein E
Exons: 47
Coding region: 51-7625 (2524 amino acids)
Biological process (GO): mitotic cell cycle; microtubule-based movement
Cellular component (GO): microtubule
Molecular function (GO): microtubule binding; ATP binding; plus-end-directed microtubule motor activity
Source: RefSeq, a predicted model, not a curated record